AUGCCUUUAAUUAAAGAAUUAGAAAUUCAAAAAGCGGAAGAUAUUAAUGAAAGUCACAAAUCUGGGGUUACAGAAUCUGUAAGCACAAAACCAACACAGAAAACUGUCAUUUCUACAAAAGGUGAUUCAAGAACUAAAAAUGUACCUAUAGCAGUAGAGCCAAAAAUAAUAGAAAUGAAAUCAACCUUCCCAAUUAAACUGGGAGAGGCAGAACGACCACCCAAUGAGAAAGAACCGAUUCAAGAAAAACAACAACAAUCUACACAAAAGCCUAAGAAAGGUCAACAGAAGAAAACAGGUGUUAUCGAAAAACUUGGCAUUCAUAUUAAACAGUUGACAACCAGAGAAAAAACUCCAACUGAGGAGGAGAAAUCGCCGAUUAAAUCAGUGAAAGAAAAAAUGAAUGAGCAACAGUCAGACAAGUCAGAAGAUAAACUACAAGCUAUACAACACACAGAUAGUGCUGAGGAUAAAGUCAAAGAAAAGACUCCUACACAAAAACACAAAGUAACAGACAAGACCAAGGGAGGAAAGCCAAAGGAUGAUAAAUCAAAUAAAAAUAAGGCAUCAGACAAUACGCAACAAAAAGAGAUUAAAUACCUACAAAAGAGUGACAAGAGAGAAGAUCAGACCGAACAGGUACAAAUGGAGAGUCCUAAGAAUAUUCCAGUCAGUAAAAAAUGGGUCGAAAAAUCACAAACAUUACCGGCCAAAAUAUUUUCUACCCCGGAGAAAGAAGAUAACAAAAACAUAAAACAGGAAUCUAAAGAGGAAGCGUCCAAGAAAACAGGGGUUAUAGAAAAAAUAAGUAAGCAUUUCAAACAAUUAACAUUAAAAGAUAAGACCCCCACGAAAGACGACAAACCGUCCGAUAAGACGGGAAAAGACAAACGUAAGAAAGAUCGAUCCAAGAAACCGGAUGAGGAAGAACCACAAGCUGCACCAGUAGCUGAGGUUCGAGUUACGGAAAAGACUCCCACCGAAGAAGAAAAGACAUCCGAAAAACCAGUCAAAGAGAAACCAGGAAAGAAAAAACCGGCAAAGAAACCAGGUGAGGAGGACACUCAGACUGUGCAUCUGACAGAGUUUACCGUCAGAGAAAAGACUCCAACUCAAGAUGACAAACCUUCCGACAAGACCGGAAAAGAUAAAUCUAAGAAACAGCCGUCAAAGAAACCUGGUGUUGAAUUCACCCAAACGGUGCACGUCACAGAGGUGUCAGUCACUGAAAAGACCCAUCCACAAGAUAAGCCGUCUGACCAGAGCGUAAAAGACAAACCAACCGCUGGUGAACCGUUCCAGUUAACCGGUGUGACAGAACCACUAAGUAAACUACUAACAGAAUUUAUUGACAAAGAAAGGACUCCUAGCGAACAGGAGACACCUACUGACAAGACCUUGAAGGACAAACCCAAGAGUGAACCGUCCACCAAACCAGGACAGACGGAACCGCUCACGAUGCAUGUCACAGAGUACACGUUCAAAGAACAGACCCCUUCACCGAAGGACAAAGGCAAGAAAGACCGAUCCAAGAAACCUGGCGAUCUGGAACAACAACAGCUGGGUGUCACCGAGGUGAAAGUGACAGAAAAGCCCGUCGGCCAAGAGGAGAGACCAUCGGACAAAACUCCCGGCGAUGAGAAAAAGCCGUCUGACAAAACCGGGAAAGACGAGCCAACGGAUGAACCAUCCAAGAAACCGGGUGUUAUGGAAAAACUCGGUAUGCAUUUCAAACAGUUCACGGUAAGGGAAAAGACUCCCACGGAGGACGACAAACCGUCCGAUAAGACUGGAAAAGACAAACGUAAGAAAGAUCGAUCCAAGAAACCGAGUGAGGAAGAACCACAAGCUGCACCAGUAGCUGAGGUUCUAGUCACGGAAAAGACUCCCACCGAAGAAGAAAAGCCAUCCGACAAACCAGUCAAAGAGAAACCUGGAAAGAAACAACCGGCAAAGAAACCCGGUGAGGAGGACACUCGGACUGUGCAUCUGACAGAGUUUACCGUCAGAGAAAAGACUCCAACUCAAGAUGACAAACCUUCCGACAAGGCCGGAAAAGAUAAAUCUAAGAAACAGCCGUCAAAGAAACCUGGUGUUGAAUUCACCCAAACGGUGCACGUCACAGAGGUGUCAGUCACUGAAAAGACCCAUCCACAAGAUAAGCCGUCUGACCAGAGCGUAAAAGACAAACCAACCGCUGGUGAACCGUUCCAGUUAACCGGUGUGACAGAACCACUAAGUAAACUACUAACAGAAUUUAUUGACAAAGAAAGGACUCCUAGCGAACAGGAGACACCUACUGACAAGACCUUGAAGGACAAACCCAAGAGUGAACCGUCCACCAAACCAGGACAGACGGAACCGCUCACGAUGCAUGUCACAGAGUACACGUUCAAAGAACAGACCCCUUCACCGAAGGACAAAGGCAAGAAAGACCGAUCCAAGAAACCUGGCGAUCUAGAACCACAACAGCUGGGUGUCACCGAGGUGAAAGUGACAGAAAAGCCCGUCGGCCAAGAGGAGAAACCAUCGGACAAAACUCCCGGCGACGAGAAAAAGCCGUCUGACAAAACCGGGAAAGACGAGCCGACGGAUGAACCAUCCAAGAAACCGGGUGUUAUGGAAAAACUCGGUAUGCAUUUCAAACAGUUCACGGUAAGGGAAAAGACUCCCACGGAGGACGACAAACCGUCCGAUAAGACUGGAAAAGACAAACGUAAGAAAGAUCGAUCCAAGAAACCGAGUGAGGAAGAACCACAAGCUGCACCAGUAGCUGAGGUUCGAGUCACGGAAAAGACUCCCACCGAAGAAGAAAAGCCAUCCGACAAACCAGUCAAAGAGAAACCAGGAAAGAAACAACCGGCAAAGAAUCCUGCCGAUGUUGAACUACAAAGUCGGCUCAUGCAGUCUUAUUUGAGAGCUGAUCGUGAAAAUUUAGAAAAAAUGCCACUUAUUGAUGAUGGUAAUGUAACCCCGGAAGGUGGUUUUUCUGUUCCUGGGUUUAUUAUUACUAAAAAAUUAAAAACUUCACAUGAUCAUCCUUGUUACAACGAUCCUUCACAUUCUUCUUCAGAAGGUACCAAAGUCCCUCCUCUUCUACAUCACUCUGGAACUCCUGCUGUGGAACAAUUUAUUCCUCAACAGAAAUCUUUCAACGAAGAUGAACUACAUAGAUCAUCUGAUAUUCAUCGUAUGCCUGAUGAGAAAGAUCUUCCAAUUUAUGCAAGACAUGCAAUCAGGGUUGUUGAAAGUACUGAACUUUCAGCAGAAGAGAAUAGAACUAAUCAGACUAAAAUUCAAGAUCUAAUUAUAUCUGCUGUUCAAUCAGAAGUUGAUGACAAGUACAAAAAACUAGAGAGUGAUGAUGUGCAAAGUGCAAUUUUUGACCCACAUUCAGUACAAUCACAGUCAGUGGCCCCUACCUGUAUACCUACCUAUGAUUUUCCAAUCCAAUCACCUAAAGAGGAGGACGAUUUUGAAAUUAUUCCACUUUUAUUAGAUGAACCACUACCUAAAUUAUCUGAGUCAGAAAGUUGUGAUAAUCAUAAAGGGAAGUCCACAAUCUAUGACAGCAAAAAUCCAAUUACUGAAUUACAUCCAGAUAGGAUUGAAUUACACCAACCCAAAAACAUCUCUAAACCAACUGAUGAGAUAAAACAAAUUACAAGUGUAGGGACUGCACCAGCUGUGAGUAAAUCAAAGAGAAAAACCAAAAGGAAAACUAACACAGGAGAUGAAAGUGAUGUCAGCAUCAUAGAAUCAUUAUCAUCUCAUACUUUCCCAGUUUCUGACACAGAGGAUGAUCAUUCAAAUGUAGAUCCUUCUCAAAAUAUUCCUUCUCAGCUAUGGUAUGGAAAAGAUGUGGGUGAGAUAAAACCUUUCGAGUUCAGCUUCAAAUCAGUUGAAACUAGUGGAACUUGGCCUAGCCCUGGAGGCACUGUGACAGUUGAAAGAACCAGAGAAGUUAGUUUCCCACUUAGAAGUCUAGCUAAAGAGAAAAACAGCAAUGAUGAAAGUCUCAACAAUGAAGUGAAAGACCCAAAGGAAUGCACUGCUGGCCCCAUUUUCGAAAUAAAUGUAAGUGGUGUUCAGCUACCUAUAACCCAACUCUUAAGUGAUCCCGGCAUAAGUAUGAGUUAUGCUGAGAUCACAAAAAGGUCGAGAGAGCCAUCUUUAACUAGGGAAUUACCAACAACUGAUGAAACUGGAAGCUCCAGGCUUGGCAGGGAACUCCAAAAUUUGCCUGAAAUGGUAGCUGAAAAGAGAUCUAAAGCAAAUCUGCUGUCAGAUUCACUUCCUGAACCAGACGUGACCCCAGAGACUACAAAAGAAAUCUUACUUCAACAAAAAUUAAGCGAACCGACUUAUUUAAACAGGUCUAGACCACUUCAUUUAGAUACAUAUGCACAGGUUGUACGAAAAUCUAGGGAACCCUCCCCAGUCGUUAUAAAGAAAGCUUCAACUGAACCAGUAGAAAAAUUUAACAUUAACGUAGAUAAUAUGGGAGUAACUGAAAAAGAUUUUAAACCAUCUGUCGAUCAAACCUUAUCCCAUCCGUCCCAGCUCCUUUUCUCCAGCUCAGAUCCCUAUUGGUCUGAAAAUUCAAAGAAGACACUGCGUGAUAUUGAUAUCAACUGGCCACCUCCAUCAAAGGAUAACCAAGAAAUUAGAACCAAGGGUGAAAAUCCUGUUUUGGAAGCCAAAAUUGAAGUUGCGUUUGAAGAUGAAAAGGACAUUUCAAGUGAAAAAGAACAGCCAUUAAGUCAUGAUGGUGUUGAUGUAGCUAGUAAGGAGCCUGAUUAUUAUGCUCAAGAAAUUACUGACCAACAUCCAUCGGAUAAAUUAGACAUACAAACUGGCUUAAUGAGUGAUUCAGCAGAUGAAACUUUGAAAGACUGGACAGACCUACCGAACGAUGACGACAGUACCAGUAACAUUAUGUUAGAAGUCGGAAUCUCUGAAUGCACAGACGAAACACCACCGUCGAGCUGUGAUGUAGUCGAAAUAAAUGCCGAGUUGACCGUAUCAGACGAAAGUAACCGACUGAUUGACACAAAAUCUAAAGAUGCCCCAUGCAAACAGAUCUCGGAGUCGGGUAUGGAAGUUGUUAGCCCGCCGAAAAGUACAACUCAAGUUUUUAUGCAGGAGGUGACAAAAGUAACUCCACAACCGUCAGACGCUGUGCAAACUUGUAUGAAAGAAGUAAUACAUACCAAAAGAACCAAUAUAAGAAAGGUUAAAAAAAUUAUAAAGAAAGUUGUGUACAUAAAUGGUAAAGAACACAUCGAAGAGGAAGAAAUUGAAGAACCUGUUGAGAUAACUGAAAUCAUUGACGAACCAGUAGAACGUGAAAUAUUAACCUCAAGUGAUCCUCAUUCACAAAAAAUGGUAAAAUAUGAUAGACCAGUUCAUGAAAUGAGCCCACAGGAUGAUAAUCAAUCUACUUUGCAAUACACAUGGUACAAAACCCUCCCUGAACAAAGAACAAUCCUAGUUAAAAGAAUUAUCAAAAAAAUCGUGAUAAUUAAUGGAAAAGAAGAGGUUGUAGAGGAAGAAGUAGAUGAACCACUUUUGACAGAUGCUAUUACCUCACCAAUCCACAGUUUAGAUAUUGCCCCUCUUGAAGAAAUAUCAGAAGAAAACAAAAGAAGAGAAGCUGCUCUAUACAAACAACCUGCAUUUGACAUAGGUGAAUCUCCUGCGUCAAGUGCUAAAGAUGAACUACCACCAAGAAAAGAGGCAACACCUAAAGAAGAUACUUCAAAAAAGAGCGAGGAAAAGGAGAAGAAACAGGAUGAUAAGAAAACCCGAGUAGAAGCAUUUAUCAGUGCUGAAAUUAGUAGUGCAACUGAACCACAUGAACAAAAGCUAAAAUCUAGUGACAAAGUACAUAAAACAAAAGAAGAUAGUAAGAAAAAGUCCAAGAAACAAACACCUGAUCAGAAAGCUCAAGAUCUGAAAAAAGGUAAGGGUAAAAUAAGUGAAAAAGAGACCAAUGAACCAGAAAAAUUAUCAGAUGACAUGUCGGUAGAACAAGUAGAGGUAAAAACAACCAUCAUUACUGAAACACAAGAACCAUUGGUAACAAGUUUUGUUAAGUCAGAAAUAGAGAAAGAUGUUAAUGCUCAGCCACAACCAAAAUCUGCUACAAAGGGAAAACACAAGAAAACUACAAAAGAUAAAAAAGAUCCUCAUACUUAUGAUGAACCUUCUACAACAUCAAAAGAAAAAGGAGAGACUCAUCCGCCUAUACAAGAAGAUGUACUAUCUUCAACUGCAUCAGAAGAAAUGUCCAUUUCCAAAACAAAACCAGUAGAAAAGGAUGAAUCAUUAGUUUGUGAAAUACAAGUAGAAGUGAAGGAAAUUAAACCAAAACUUAAAGAAAAGUCACCAGAGUUAGAAAAACCAGAAAGCACACAAAAAGGAUCAAAAGAGAAAACAAAAUCAAAUGGUGGUAAAGUUAAGCCUAAAGAAGAAUCACCAUUUACGAAACAGAAGCCAAUGUCUAAAGACGAAGUGGAUGACAAUAAAUCAUUUGAUCUUGAAAUGCAACAAAUUGAAAAAUCCAGAAGUGAAAUUAAACCCAGAGAACCUUCACCAAAAACUGGAAAACUACAAAAGAAAUCAGACAAGAAGACUUCAAGUAAGGAUAAGCCUUUUGAUUCUGAAUUGCCACACGUACAAAAAUCUGAACCAGCUGGUACUGGGGAGAAGACUUUCGAUUCUGACUCUCCAGUACAUGUAGUGGAAGAAGUAAAACAGUCCACAAGAGAUACUAAACCGAAAGAAAAGUCAUCACCAGCAGAAAAAACACAGCAAAAAGAAAAGAAAACCAAAACAGCAAGUGAAAGUGAUUCGCCUGAUUCUGAAACACCUAAAAAAGAAAUAUAUAGAACAGAAAUUAGAGUAAAAGAACAAUCACCUCAAUUGGAAAAAACUAAGAAAAAAUCUGAAAAGAAAACCAUGCCAAUGGACGGUAAAGAUAAGCCAUUUGAUUCAAAAAUAUCCAUGAAUAUUGAAGUGCAAGAACAACAUGAACCUAAACCCAAAGAACAGUCACCUCAAAUAGAAAAAAGCCAGAAAAAACCAGACAAGACCAAAUCUGCAGGUGACAAAGACAAGCCUUUAGAUUUUGACACAUCAGUGAGUGAAGUGAAAGAAAAAACGGAAAAUCAACGUAAAGAGCAAUCACCUCAAUUAGAAACAACCCAGAAAAAGCCAGAAAAGAAAACCAAACAUACAGGUGACAAAGAUAAGCCUGUUGAUUUUGAAGCAUCAGUAAAUGUAGAAGUGGAAAGAAAAGUAUACAACACAGGAAAUCAACAUAAAGAACUAUCAUCUCAACCAGAAAAAACUCUGAAAAAGUCAGAGGAUAAAACCAAAUCAACAGGUGACAAAGGCAAGCCAUUUGAUUCAGAAAUAUCUGUGAAUAUUGAAGUAGAAGAGAUAAAAACAUCAAAACCUGAAACUAAGCCUAAAAAACAAGUUGAUAAAGAAACACUUCCUGAUUCUAAAAAACCAGUAGAAGAAGUAAAGAUCUCCAAAACAGAUAGUAAACUGAAAGAAAAAUCACCACAAUUAGAAAAAGAGGAGAAAAAAUCUGACAAGAAAACUAAACCGCAACAAAAUGAGCCUGUUGAUUCACAGAUAUUAGUGAAUGUCGAAAUCGAAGAGAGAAAAAUGCCUAAAAAAGAAACCAAGGCUGAAAAGCCUGAUGACUCAAAUACACAAGAGGAAGAGUUCAAAACGGAACAUAAACUAAAAGAACAAUCACCUCAAUUAGAAAAAACACAAAAGAAAUCAGAAAAGAAACCCAAAACAGCACAGCCUCUGGACAGAAGAACACCACCAGAGGAAAAAAUAUGCAAAACUGAAAUUAAGCCUAAACAACUAUCACCUCAAUUAGAAAAUGAACCGAAACAAUCUGAAAAGAAAUUACCAUCAAUGAAAGAUGGAGAUAAACUUCUUCAUACAAAAACACCAGUAGAAGAAGUAAAGCUAUACAAAACUGCAAGUCGGGUUAAAGAAGUGUCUCCUCAAUUAGAAAAACAACAGAAAACAACUCAAAAGAAACCACAAUCUCCAAGAAGUAAAGACGUUGAUUCAAAAACACCGGUUGAAGAAAUUACAACAUACAAAACUGAAAUUAGGUACAAAGAAACAUCACCACAAUUAGAAAAACUUCAAGGAAAAUCUUAUAAUGAACCCAAACCUGAUUCUGAACCAUCAACUGAAGACACUAAGUCAUCAAAAACAGAAUAUAAACCUAAAGAAAAACACAAGAAAAAAUCAGAAAAGAAAGGUCAGCCGGUGAGUGAUAGUCCUCAAUUACAGGAAGUUCAAGUAGAAGAAAAGAAAAUUUCCAAAACUGAAACUAAACCUAAACAGCAGACACAACAGGAGGCACAUGCUCAGAAAAAGCCAGAAAAGAAAAUGAAAUCUCCAAUCGAUAAAAACAAGCCACUUGAUUCGGAAUUACCAGAGGAUGUUGAAGUGGAAGAAAAAAUAUCCAAAACUGAAAUUAAGCCAAAAGAACAAUCACCUAAUUUACAGCAAGAAGAACUAUUCACGAAAAAAUUACAAAAGGAUAAGAAAUUAGUAGGAAAGGGUGAACCUAAAUCUAAGGAAGAUGAUAUGACAGAGGUUCAAACAUCAGAAAGUUCCACUUCUGACAAAGGAAAGAAAGGUAAAUUGAAAAGAAAGGAAGCUCAUGAUGAAGUAUCAGAACCUAAACCCAAGAAACAUACAGAAUCACAUGUUGAAGUGGAGACUUGUGUAACUUUGACAGAUCCUGAAACCACAGACCAUACUGUUGAAGUCUCAGUAGAUCUUCAAUCCCAGGAUUCUUCAGUAACCGACAAAGUUAAGCCAACAAAAAAUAAUUUAUCUGAUGAUUCAUCAUUGUCUACUGCACCUGAUCAGGGAGAUCUUGUAAAAUCUGAAGAAUCAUCAAAAGAUGUUAGUAGUAAAAAGAAAAUUUAUUCACAACCCGAGAGUUUAAGAAAGGAUGAAUCGGUCAGCAGUCUGUUGAAAGACGCUCCUGAAGAAGAAAGAAAGAGUUUAGAAUCUCUCCGUAAAUCAGAACAUUCAGAAGUAGUCGAAGUAGAUCUAACAUCACCUGAUGCCAAUUUGAAUAAACCUGAAUCUAAAUCUAGUAGCAGUAAGCAUACAGAAAUUCAAGAAUUACCAGCCAGAAAGGUGAAAAAACCUUUUGAAGAAGAAUUUCCUUCUCUUUCAUCACAACAGCCAAUGCAACCUGAUGGCCAAAAAUUGGGAACGAAAACCCAUAAAAGGAAAGGCAAAAGUGAUACUCCAAAUAAUGAUUUGAACAUAUCAAUUAACACUGCAAUUGCCGGCGAUGAGUUUGAGACAUCUUCACAUGUACAAGUUAAUCAAGACUUAUUACCUAAAACACAACAGUCUAUUUCACUAAAAGUUAAUGAGUCUAUAAAUGUUUCAAGUGAACAUGAAAAACCAAACAUUGUUUACGGCCUUAACAUAGAAAGUAAACAGAAUGAAAAGUUACAACAACAAGCAUCUUCAGAUUCUUCAGGAAUGAUCAGUCCUCAACCAGAUGACACCUCUACAAGUAAAGAAGAAAUUUUAGUCAAGCAAACAAAGAAAGUGCCAUCUCCCACUAAAGAAGCUGAAGUGAAAAGCAAACAAGCCCCAACAGAAGAGUCUGUCCCUGAAGAAGAAGUUAUUAGAAGCUUGACGCAAAAGGUUUCUGACAUAAACAAACCAUCAUACAAAUACUACAUUUCCCAUGAAGAUAUCAAUGAUGUCAAGACCAAACUAAACAAUCAUCUUAAAAAACUCUCUAAGACAAAAGAUCCUGAAGAAAGGGAAAAAAUCAAGUUGAUUUGCAUCACUAUAAUAUCAGAAUAUCUGGAAAUAAUCAAUUAUUUAAUAUUGAACACCAAAAAAUACAAGAAUGGAAAAUUUAACCCUGAAUACAAAUUACAACAGAUGGCGACCAUCCCUGAAGAAUUGACAUCUCUUAAAUCUUUAAUCCAAGUUCUUCAGGAAGAACUUGGUGAUUCGGAUUUAAUGAGAAUUGUUGAAAAUCAAGCCGAAUCCGUGUCUAAAAACUACAAUGAAACAAAGGAUCAGAUGGAUAACGAACACCAAAAGUGGGAUGAAUUAUUGGCUUCUAUAAAUAGCAGCUAUGUCCUUCUGAAAAAAUUAUCGAAAGAUAUUGAUUCCUUGGAAAAGGAGGAUGGAUGUACUACAGAUGAAAAAAUGGCUAAGUUAGAUGAGCUAGAAGCCACAAAUACUAAUUAUGGAAAUCAAAUAAAUUCAUUAAUCCACCUUGGAAGGACAUUGUCAACUCCACCUCACAGACUUAUUCCACAAGAUCUUAUAGAUGCUGCUCACUUGUACAGCUCAAAUGAAGAUGCGAUUUCACUUCUCAGAGGACAAUUUGAACAAGCCGAAGCACUUGCACAAGAGUACAAAGACACGUUAGUCGAAUUGGAACAUGUGACUAAAAUUGCGCAAAACAUGGUAGAUUCAAGAGUAGCUGUUCAAAGCUUACAACAUCUGAAGGAUGAAAUGCAAAAGGGACGAAAGUUUUUCAUCAGCCUUUCCCAUUGUCGUAUGAUUCUUGAAUAUCUUGAAGAACACCUUAAUCCCGAGACAAGAAAAUCUCAUGAAAAGUUACACAAAGAAUUACACUCGUUGGCGACAGACAUUCUGGAAAAGGCUGGAGAAAGAACUGAACAAUUAGCCUUAGCAACUUCAAAAUGGACAAUACUUGAACAGGAACUUGCAGAAGAAACAAAGUGGCUGCAGGUCGCUUUGCUUAGAGUGCCUGAUCUCACAAAAGUUACAUCCUCUGAUUAUCCUGAAUACAUUUCACUCUAUCAAUUAAUGAGCGCCGAUGUCAAUUUGCACAGUGCCAGGGUUUGGAAACUUCUUAACACAGCACAUGCACUUCAGAAUUUUGUGUCAUGUCCUGAGCUAGAAGAGAAGUGUGAACAAAUAAGGAUGGAAAUGUCACAGCUUCAAGAUAAAAUCAACGAUGAUAUUGCAAAUCUCAUGGCUUUUAAAGAAAUUUGGUUCAUGCAUGAAAAUAUGCUGUCCAAGCUUACAAAAUGGUUAGAUUUGGUUCACAAAAAUAAAAAACUUAAGAAGCCUCCUGUCAACAUUGUUAAAUUUUGGGAAUUAAAGGCUGAAUAUGAAGUAUUCAAGCCUCUUUAUAACGAAUGCGGUAACAAUUUUGAGAAAGCGAUGAAUGCUCUUCCUGUUUCUGAUGAAAUGCAAUUAAGGAAAAACAUGACAGACUUGAAUAAUGAUUGGGGCAGAACAGAAAAACUGUUUGGAGAACUUGAAGAACUGGUGUCUUCUUCCUUUGUUCUUCCUACUGGCUCGUCACCGACUGAAAGAUUGAACAUGAUGGAAUCAAGGCUUAAAGAAAUGGAAAAUGCAUUGCUUAACAUGCAUGGUGUAAUUAAAACUGAUGACCACCUUCAACUGUGUAUCGGAAAAUUACAGGUUUUGAAAGAAAGCCUUGAAGGUGUCCAAAAUGAACUUUUGAAGAUGGGAAUUGUACCAGCAAUUGAAAAAGAAAAACUGACAUCACUUCAAAAUUUUGCUCGGAAACUCAUGCUAUCAGUAACUAACGAACUACAAGGGCUGAGAAGUAUACAAGAACGACUUUCUAUACUGAAGAAAGGAAUUACAAGAGCAAAACGAGACCAAUACAGGGCUUCUGGUGUUCUUGAUCAGUGUGAGAAUAGCCUCAAUUUGGAACAUGCUGAUGUUAAACAAGCAUAUACAAAUGCUGAGGGUGUUUCUGAAUUUCUAAAGGCGCAGUGGUCAGACCUAAUGGCGAUCCGUCAGGUCUUGCAUUCCAUACCACUGGGCGUUAAAGUUUCCGUUUCCCCGAUUCAUUGUGAAAAAGAAAUAUCCAAACUGCAAGACUCGCAUUCAAAAUUAGAAGAAAGAACGCUCAACCUGCUAUCGAAACUCAAAGCAAGAAAUGGGCUUUGGGAUGAUUUCAACGGAAAACUAGAAGCCGUACGUCAUUCUGUGAGGGAAGCGGAUUACAUGAUGGACAUGCUCAAAGUUCAAGGACCUCUUGACUAUAAGAGGCUAGUCAAAGCUACAGACCGGCUAAAGGGCGUUCAAGACACUCUCGGUGAGCGCGAAGUGAGCUUGGAAGAGCUCAAAGAGAGCGGUCAAACUUUGGAAAAGGUCGUCAGCGAGGAGGUCGGGAAGAAGCUUAGAGCCGAAGUCAAAGCCCAAGAAGAAGCCUGGAAGUCAACCCAGGAAGAACUGACGGACCUCGUUAAAAGCUACACGCACGCAGCCGAACUUUGGGUGCAAUACGCGGACGCAAACAAAAAUCUUGACUUGAACGCAAAUCUCACAGCAGAGGACAAGCUUGCCACAAAAAAGUAA
Messenger RNA from Cimex lectularius (bed bug), 12405 nucleotides. RefSeq names its product titin-like. The transcript is spliced from 14 exons. Bases 1 to 12405 code for a protein of 4134 amino acids. Lineage: Eukaryota; Metazoa; Arthropoda; Insecta; Hemiptera; Cimicidae. The record is from RefSeq and is a predicted model, not a curated record.